This is a messenger RNA of Geodia barretti, 777 nucleotides long. Lineage: Eukaryota; Metazoa; Porifera; Demospongiae; Tetractinellida; Geodiidae. The record is from the annotation of a GenBank genome assembly.
AUGCCGGCGCAUUGCCUCAAUACAAGGCAUCAGCAGGAUGGCAAAACAGAAUUAUUGGUGACGAUACGUGACCGCUACCGCGGGUCAUCCAAAAAAGACAAGGGCCGGACCCUCGAUGAGUUCAUCGCCGUAACCGGCCAUCACCACAAGCACGACAUCCGAUUGCUGGGACAGUCCGGCGACGCUGGGGAGAAACCGUCAAUGAUCAAAGGCCGGCGCAUCUAUAAUGAAGCGGUACCCGAGGCGGUAAUCGUAAUCUGGGAGGCCGCCGACCGCAUCUGCGGCAAACGCCUGAAGGCGGCCCUGCCCUAUCUGGUGGGAUCCAUGGAGCGUCAUGAGCAUCUGGAUCUGGAUCCCGAGGUGCGCGCACGAUUGCUGCCGGCCAGCGCGGCCACGUUGGACCGGCUGCUGCAGCCCAUUCGUCCCACGGCGGGCAGCCGGCGCAGACGGCGGCGACGGCAGUCGAUGAGUAAACGCGUGCCGGUGCGGACCUACAAUGAUUGGAACCGACCACCGCCGGGAUAUCUGGAGAUUGACUCGGUGGCGCACUGUGGUGGCCCGCUGUCGGGAUCAUUCAUCCAUAGCCUGGUGGCCACCGACAUCUGCACCGGCUGGCCUGACCAUGAACAUUCAGGGCCGUUCCCCUGCUGGACAGAGAGCAAUCCCUGGUGGUGGCAGGGUUGGAAGCCUUCGGUCAGCACCUACCCUUUUCCUAUUCUCGGUAUCGACUCUGACAACGACAGCGUGUUCAGCAAUGAAACGCUGAUCCAGUACUGA